Molecule: messenger RNA, 738 nt
Organism: Musca vetustissima
Lineage: Eukaryota; Metazoa; Arthropoda; Insecta; Diptera; Muscidae
Product: apolipoprotein D
Exons: 4
Coding region: 1-705 (234 amino acids)
Source: RefSeq, a predicted model, not a curated record
AUGUUUAAACGACUGGCUGCAACAACAACACUCAAAACAACACACCGAUCAUCAGGAACAACAAAAUCAUCGUCUUCGUCGAAGGUGUUUCUCCAAACUGCUCUAAUUUGGUGUUUAUUUCUGCUGCUAAUGGAUCCGACCAUGGCCAUAGGCUUGGGACGCUGUCCCAAGUAUCCAUCGAUGCCAAAAUUCAACAUGAGUCGGGUUCUGGGUCAAUGGUAUGAAGUUGAAAGAUCAUUUUAUUUGCCUGAAAUAGCCUCAGGCUGUACCACAUUGGAAUUCCAGCCACUGCACAAAGAAGAGCUGUCCAAGUUUAAUAAUUUCAAACUGGAAGUGGCCAUUAAGACAAUUAAUAGAAUAACUGGUAAUCCUUCGGUGAACCUGGGAUAUGCCACACCAGAAAAUCGUAAAUCAUCCAUAAUGGAUUUUAAGUUUAACACCCGCUUCCCCGAUGUCAUUGCCCGCCUAUUGCCCGGCUCGGGCAAAUAUCAAGUCCUCUAUUCCGAUUAUGAUAAUUUUGCCAUUUUGUGGUCAUGUGGUAGUUUGGGCUCUUUGGGUUAUUCGGAUCAAAUAUGGGUAUUUGGUCGAACAAGAGAUUUCCCGGUGGAGACAAGAGCUAAAAUUUAUGAUGCCUUAAAGAAAUUGGGUUUGGAACCGGAUCGUUUGGUAUUGAGUAAAAAUAAAAAUUGCCCAAAAACUUUAUAACUUCCAUAAUUCCAAACUAUAAAUUAAGAUUAU